AUGACUAGGAAAAGGAAGUUUGAAGACUGCGAAACAAUAGCAUUAACUGAGGAGUGUAGUGCAAUUAUACAAAUUAAGCUACCACCGAAAUUGAAGGAUCCAGGAAGUUUCUCUAUAUCUUGCACCAUAGGUAACAUUGAUUUUUCUAAAGCAUUGUGUGAUCUUGGUGCUAGUGUAUCGUUGAUUCCCCUAACGGUGGCUAGACAAUUGGGUUUGAAGGAGCUUAAACGCACUAAUAUUACUUUGCAACUGGCGGACAGGCCUAUUAGAUAUCAAUUGGGAGUGUUGGAGAAUGUAUUGAUAAAAGUUCAAAAAUUUAUCAUUCCAGUGAAUUUUGUGGUGUUAGAUAUGGAAGAAGAUGUAUCUAUGCCAAUUAUUCUUGGUAGACCAUUUUUAGCUACUGCAGGUACUAUUAUUGAUAUUAAAAAUGGCAAGCUGAAGUUUCAAAUAGGUGAAGAAGAGGUAGAGUUUAAUCUGCAUGAAAUGGAAAAUUACCCUUCUUUUACAGAUCAUGUAUAUUCUAUUGGCACAAUUGAUAAACUAACUCAAGAGAUGAGCCAAGUCAAUUUUGACUUUGAUCCUCUUGAAUAUUGUUUAAUGAGUUUAGGUAAGCAAGAAGGUAAUUGUGGAGAGAUUGAAGAAUUGGCCAAGUAUUUGAAUUUUCAAGCACCUUAUAAAAAGGGUAAUUUGUAUGAAAGUCUUGGCCAAGGAAAAGGGCUUUUACCAUCUUCAGAAAUUGAACCUCCAAAACUAGAGCUCAAACCACUUCCAACUCAUCUAAGGUAUGAAUUUCUUGGAGAAAAUAGUACUUUACCUGUAAUUGUUAGUGCUGACCUUGAUGAUGAGUAG
Messenger RNA from Coffea arabica (coffee), 849 nucleotides. RefSeq lists its product as uncharacterized. The record is from RefSeq and is a predicted model, not a curated record. Lineage: Eukaryota; Viridiplantae; Streptophyta; Magnoliopsida; Gentianales; Rubiaceae.